Messenger RNA from Candidula unifasciata, 822 nucleotides. Lineage: Eukaryota; Metazoa; Mollusca; Gastropoda; Stylommatophora; Geomitridae. The record is from the annotation of a GenBank genome assembly.
AUGGCGACAACAAUUGUAGGGCAGUGUUGUAGACUGUUGAAUUUAAUCUCGGGAUUCAAGCAUUUAAAGUUACCACUAACACAUCAGCCUGGAAUUACCAGACUAAGCAGGCCACUAUGGACUGGUGCAAUAUUUGAUGCAGGGAACAAGGAAACCGUUCAGGUUUUAAAAAAUUUUUCUGAGAAACCAAAGAUGCCAGCAAACGUUUUUGUGACUUUUUUGCAGAAGGUUACAGCGGACAUCAUGAAAGACAACCCAGGUAUGAGGCGGCCAGAAAUUGUCAGACAGGCAUCAUUAAUGUGGCAAGACCUUAAUCCAGAAGAAAAAUCACGGUUGACCUUAGAACGCAAAGAACUGUUUGAAAAAUACAAGGAGGAUAUGAAGGCAUAUUUAGAUAAUAUGACACCGGAACAGAUCCAAGCGGAGGAGUUGAGGAAAGAGAAAAGAGCAGCUAGAAGACUGAAAUCUCUCAGAAAGCAGUUGGGCAUGCCUAAAAAGCCAGUGGGUUCCUUCGGUUAUUUUGUUUCUGAAAAAUUUCCCGAAUAUUCCGGACAGAAUGUAGCAUCAGCUUUCAAACUUUUUCUCAGUGAGUGGGCGGAAAUGAGCGAUGCUGAAAAAGAGAAAUACAGGCAGAAGGCAAGAGAAGAUGGACAAAAGUACAAAGAAGAUAUUGUCAAAUGGGAAAAGGAGAUGGUAGCAUUAGGGAGAUUUGAUGUAGUUCGGAAAAAAUUUUUACAUGAACUAAACAAGAACAAGAAAAGCAAGCCAUCAAAGAAAAAGUCAGUAGGAUUUUCAGCACAUGAUAGUGAUAGUGAUCUUUAA